ACGUAAUUGUAAAUCUCUUUCUGAAUCAGACGGCUUCGAGGUAGCACCACAGAUAAGGCGUCGCCAUGCUCGUAGCGCGUAUUAUCGGAAAGUAUUAUCUAACCCACGCGCGCGAGUUCUUUUUGUGGUUCGGCUCGCACACGGUGUUUCAGUCGAGGUGCGCCAGGCGAGCGAGUUCAAUGAGUUGCGCGCAUGUGAAUGGCAUCCACGCUUCCACCCGUAGCUAUUCGAGCGACAGCGAAAUGUCUGGUCCGAGGAAUUUGUCCGAGGUGACGAGGGAAGAGCUGCAGAGGUUUUUGGAUUCUUUCGAUGUCGUUUUCUCGGAUUGCGACGGUGUUCUGUGGAUCCUUGAGAAGUCGAUCGAGGGAUCCAUCGAGUGUCUUAAAAAGCUGCAGGAUCUCGGCAAAAAAGUCCACCUGGUGUCGAACAACAGCACAUUGAGCUUCGAUCAAUACCAGAAGAAAGUGGAAAAAGGUGGAAUGGAUUUGAAACCGGAACAACUAAUAAUUACGUCAAAAGUGAUCAGUUGGUAUCUAAAGAAGAUCAAUUUCACCGAUGAAGCCUUCGUCAUCGCCAGCAGGGCGUUUCGAGACACAUUUGCGAGCGCUGGUAUCAAAAUGACACCGAAAGAAGUCCCAUUGAUCGUCGAAAACAACGUUACCGUGUCGGUGAACAACACGUUCAACGUCUCAUCGAGUAAAGCGGUCAUCGUUGAUUUCUGGUUGAACAUCGAUUACUCGAAAAUGGCGUAUGCCAUCAAUUGCCUGAAGGCCGGAGACACUUUGUUCUUGGCUGGACCAAUGGACGAGUGGAUCAUCUGCGGCGAAGAUAUGCAUAUCUUAGGCCCAGGACCGAUAAUCGAUCUGCUUAGCACGCAAAGCGGGAAAAAGCCGAUCGUAUGCGGAAAACCCAGCGCAGCUCUGAAGGAUUACAUUCUGGAGAUAUGCGACGUGAAGGAUAAAAAACGAUGUUUAUUUAUCGGUGAUACACUGCAAACCGACAUGAGGUUCGCAAAAGACUGUGGGUUCCAGACACUUUUCGUGGCUUCGGGUCUCGAUAAGAUAGAGGACGCGUUGCAGAAACCUGAGACACAACCGGACUACUAUGUUUCGAGUCUAGGGGCCCUACUGAACACUUUGAACUAGCUAUACGACGACCAAUAACUUAUGUUGUUCUAUAAUGUUGUGUAAUUAUAAAAAUUUGAAUACACGAGAGGCUAUUGUGAGAAUAUUUUAUGAAAUGAAUUUGGAUAUAUUAAAU
Nomia melanderi (Alkali bee) is the source of this 1260-nucleotide messenger RNA. RefSeq lists its product as uncharacterized. The record is from RefSeq and is a predicted model, not a curated record. Gene Ontology annotation, cellular component: cytoplasm. Lineage: Eukaryota; Metazoa; Arthropoda; Insecta; Hymenoptera; Halictidae. Gene Ontology annotation, molecular function: phosphatase activity.